AUUGUUGGAGCUGAAACCUGCAGGAGUGAAGCUCUCCAUAAGCAUGGUUGGUUACUUCUGUGCUAGAGACUUACAACCGCAAAACUCGACUAAGGACUAACAACAGAGAAAAUAACUGUUACUUAAAAGAAGAAGAAGAAGAAGCAGCAACAACAACAACAACGUGAAUCUAAAUCACGACUUUAACGCUGAAGAAUGGCUUCAGUGAAAACAGUGUCUGUGGAACAUUUCUCUUGUCCAGUUUGCUGUAAAAUCUACAAGGAUCCUGUUGUGCUGUCAUGUAGUCACAGUUUCUGUCAAGAGUGUCUUCAAAAGUUCUGGAUUACCUGCAACACUCUAGAGUGUCCUGUUUGCAGGAGAAGAUCGUCCAGAGAUGAUCCUCCUUGUAAUCUUGUUUUGAAGAACUUGUGUGAGUCACUGACAGCAGACAGAGCUUCAGGAUCUGAGCUGGUCUGCAGUGUGCACAAUGAGAAACUUAAACUCUUCUGUUUGGAUGAUGAACAGCCUGUGUGUCUUGUGUGCAGAGAUUCACAAAAACACACCAAUCACAGGUUCAGACCCAUUGAUGAAGUUGUUUUAUCUUACAAGGAGGAGCUCAAAAAAGGACUGAAGUCCUUUCAAGAGAUGCUUAAACACACCAAAAACCUUAAAGAAAAGUGUGAUCAAACAAUCCAGCACAUCAAGAGUCAGCGUGAGAGCACGGAGCGGCAGAUUAAAGAGGAGUUUAGGAAGCUUCAUCAGUUUCUGCACGAUGAAGAAAAAGCUUCAGUCUCUGCACUGAAGAAGGAGGAAAAGCAAAAGAGUGAGAUGACAAAGAAGAAGAUUGAGGAGAUGAACAGACAAAUCUCAGCUCUAGCAGACGUUAUAAAAGAUAUAAAAGAAAAGAUGAAUGCCAGUGACAUUGUAUUUCUACACAGCUUUAAAGGCAUCAAGGAAAGAGCUCGGAGUUCACAGCAGGAUCCACAGAUGAUUUCAGGAGCUUUGAUUAAUGUGGCAGAUCAUCUGAGAAACCUCACCCUCAGAGUCUGGAAGAAGAUGCAGCAACUUGUUUACAACACUCCUGUGACUCUGGACCCAAACACUGCAAAUUCAUGUCUGAUUCUGUCCGAUGAUCUGACAAGUAUGAAAUGCAGGGCUUGUAGUCAACUGGUUCCUGACAAUCCAGAGAGAUUUGACCCAUAUGCUUGUGUUCUGGGUUCAGAAGGCUUUAACUCCGGAACACACUGCUGGGAUGUGGAGGUCAAAGACAAUUCGGACUGGAUUAUAGGAGUAACUACAGAAUCAAACCAAAGGAAAAAAGAGUUUUUUAAAACCAACACCUGGUGUGUGGUACAGAGAUGAAAAAUAUUCCACACAGGCUCUAGGGCAUUACAACACUUUUUCAGUAAAAGGGAAACUUCAGCGUCUGAGAUUAGAGCUGGACUGGGAAAGAGGAAAACUAUCAUUCUGUGAUCCUGUAACCAACACAAAUUUACAAACACUCAUAAUCACCUUCACAGAGAGAGUCUUUCCGUUCUUCUAUAGUUCUGAUGUUCUUUCUCCUCUAAGGAUUUUACCAUCUAAAGUUUUUGUGAGUUUUUGGGGAACAUAAAAAGGCGGUAACCUGUUAAAGAAGGAAUAAAUGCGUUUAUAAAAUUAUGUUUGGUUUACGUGCUAAAAAAUGCAAAUCUAGAAUAAGUAGACAAUGUUUGAGCUGAUCCUGUCAUAUUAAAAAUGUUAACAAUGAAAA
Danio rerio (zebrafish) is the source of this 1729-nucleotide messenger RNA. It is a transcript of the gene trim35-29, whose product is annotated as tripartite motif containing 35-29. The record is from RefSeq and is marked provisional. Gene Ontology annotation, molecular function: zinc ion binding. Lineage: Eukaryota; Metazoa; Chordata; Actinopteri; Cypriniformes; Danionidae.